Molecule: messenger RNA, 3054 nt
Organism: Thlaspi arvense
Lineage: Eukaryota; Viridiplantae; Streptophyta; Magnoliopsida; Brassicales; Brassicaceae
Source: the annotation of a GenBank genome assembly
GGAAACCGUUAUCAAUUUGGACAACAAGACAAUGCGCACCACAGAAAUCUCCAGAAGAAAGAAACUAUCUUCUUCUUCUAUAAUUUUCUCUAAUUAGUCUUUUCUGAUUACCUCUACCGAUGAAUUCUCUGCAAUUACACUGUUCCCUCUACUUCCUCCGUCCAAAACACCGUCUCCAUCGCUGCUCUAGUCUCUUUACUCCCCGCACGUGCCACCUUCCCGGGAAAAUCAGCUUCCAUGAAAAUCUUAAAACCAGAGCCAAGGCUAAUUCCUUUGCUUGCUUCUCCCAAUUCAAGACGGAGGAAUCAAAUCUCGGAAGCGAAGAAAGCUCAUCGGAGAAAGAGGAAACGGAACGGCCACCGUUCGAUAUCAAUCUCGCCGUCAUCCUCGCCGGUUUCGCUUUCGAAGCCUACGCUACACCUCCCGAAAAUAUCGGGAAACGGGAGGUUAAUGCAGCUGGGUGUACUACUCUCUACCUUUCUGAGUCAUUUGUAAGAGAAGUAUAUGAUGGACAAUUGUUUAUAAAACUCAAAAGAGGAUUUGAGUUUCCUGCUUUGGAUCCAUGGGGAACGAGUGAUCCCUACGUGGUGAUGGACUUGGAUGGUCAGGUUGCUAAAAGCAAAACCAAAUGGGGGCAAAUUCAUAGGUUCUUCUUACUCUUGAGGACAAAAGAGCCAAAAUGGAACCAAGACUUUGUUUUUAAUAUCAAGCUGCCUCCUGCAAUAAAGAUACUGAUUGCAGCUUGGGAUGCAAAUCUUGUUACCCCACAUAAGCGGAUGGGCAACUCAGAAAUCGACCUGGAAUGCAUUUGUGAUGGAAACUUGCACGAGGUGCUAGUGGAACUAGACGGUAUUGGAGGUGGUGGGAAAGUUCAACUUGAGAUUAGGUACAAAGGAUUUGAGGAGAUUGAAGAUGAAAAAAAGUGGUGGAAGCUCCCUUUUAUUUCAGAAUUCCUCAAAAGAAACGAAAUCGAGUCGGUUUUGAGAAAUCUUGUCGACUCUGACGCCGUGCCAGCUCGUCAGUUUGUAGAGUAUGCCUUUGGACAGCUUAAGUCACUCAAUGAUGAUACUCCCCUUAUGAACAUUCAACUUGGAAAUGGCUCUGAAGGUGACGAAAUCUCGAGCUCAGAGGAUUCAUUUGAUAAAGAAAGUGGAAGCAUAGCAUCAGAAAGUAGUAGUUUCUGGGAUAACUUCCCUGACACAGUUAGUCAAAACAUCGUACGACAAUUUGGUCUUCCUUCACCUGAGAAAAUGAAGUUGGACGGCAUGGAGAUACUAGAAAAAUUCGGUUUACAAUCGCGAAAAACCGCGGAAGCAGGUUACAUUGAAUCAGGGCUCGCCACUGCUGAUGAUACUAGAGAAGGUGAUGACAAUCAUGAAAAGGAAGAUGCUAACGCGGCCAAGUCUUCCCUUGCGGAGAUGAAGAACGCGACUCAAGAAUUGCUUAAGCGGGCUGAUAAUGUCUUUGGUGCAUUAAUGGUUGUAAAAGCAGUAGUGCCUCAACUAAGCAAAGACGGUCCUGGUACAGAGAAGGUCACAGAAAAUUACGGUGGUUCCAAGAGUGAAAAGCUCUCUGGUCUAGUGAAUGUUGAUGUAUCGGAGGAGAAGAACGCAGAGGAAAUGAAAACGCUCUUUUCUAGCGCAGAGAGCGCCAUGGAGGCAUGGGCAAUGCUUGCCACUGCAUUGGGGCAUCCAAGCUUUAUUAAAUCCGAAUUUGAAAAGUUGUGUUUUCUUGAAAACGACAUCACUGACACACAGGUGGCGAUUUGGCGUGACGCAAGGAGGAAAAGAGUAGUUAUAGCUUUCAGAGGCACUGAACAGACAAAGUGGAAAGAUUUGCAGACUGAUUUGAUGCUUGUUCCUGUUGGUCUGAAUCCUGAACGAAUUGGUGGGGAUUUCAAGGAAGAAGUACAGGUCCAUAGUGGAUUCUUGAGUGCAUACGAUUCAGUACGGAUAAGGAUAAUAUCGCUGCUCAAAAUGGCGAUUGGCUACAUAGACGAUGUUGCUGAUGGUGAAGAUAAAUGGCAUGUUUAUGUGACUGGACAUAGCUUGGGUGGUGCAUUAGCUACACUCUUGGCUAUUGAACUUGCGUCAAGCCAAUUAGCUAAACGUGGAGCAAUCACAGUCACCAUGUACAAUUUUGGUUCUCCAAGAGUAGGCAACAAAAAAUUUGCUGAAGUUUAUAAUCAGAAAGUAAAAGAUAGCUGGAGAGUUGUAAACCACAGAGACAUAAUCCCAACGGUCCCUCGCUUAAUGGGUUAUUGUCAUGUUGCUCAGCCUCUUUAUCUCGCUGCUGGAGAAGUGGAAAAUAUGGAGUUCUUGAAAGAUGGUUAUCAUGGUGAGGUGAUUGGGGAAGCGACACCUGAUAUUCUUGUUAGUAGAUUUGUAAGUCCUCUCCACACCUAAAUUUAGCAUGGUUUUUUCUAGGCCUGGGCAAAUUAACCGAACCAAAGCUUCGAACCGAAACCAAACCGAAUUUAGAUGAACUGAACCGAGUCAGAUAAUCAUAAAUACCUGAAUAAUUCUUUGUAUUUUCGAACUGUAACCAAACGAAAAAAAAAACGAAUGGGUAUCCGAUAUAUUUGAAAUUCAAUCAUAUACCAAAUCUAUCAGAUGAAAGGUGAGAAGGAACUCGUUGAGCAGAUACUUCAAACCGAAAUCAAAAUAUUCAACGCAAUUCGUGAUGGGAGUGCCCUUAUGCAGCACAUGGAGGAUUUCUAUUACAUCACACUCUUAGAGAGUGUGAAAUUGUAUUACAAAAAUGUUGAAGAUCCGGAAGCCGUUGAGAAGACUAGUAUCUGAUCACUGGGGAGCUAAGACCAGGAGAUCAUGUAGUGGCUUACCUAAGUGUAAAUGUUUGCAUUUGUUUUCUCAUUGGACCAAAGUGUAAAUAUUUUUGGAGCGGCCGGUGCAGUCCUGUAAAUGUAAACUUAGACAUGAUUUCGAAAGGGGACAAGAAAGGUCGAAGAUUAUCAAAAUAUUUGAAGUGUAUAGUGUCAAUCAGGGAUGUUCAAUCCGGAUAAGCUGAACCCAUCCACACCAAACCGAAAUAACU